Molecule: messenger RNA, 950 nt
Organism: Orbicella faveolata
Lineage: Eukaryota; Metazoa; Cnidaria; Anthozoa; Scleractinia; Merulinidae
Molecular function (GO): calcium ion binding; zinc ion binding
Source: RefSeq, a predicted model, not a curated record
UCAGAUUCACUAAGGGAGCACAGCACAUCAUCAACCAGUUUAAUCCAGUUACCAACUUGUUUUGUGGCUGGGACAAACUUACAGACACUUGAGCUCUAGCGAAGGUUAACUAACUAACCGGAUGUGAAAGGAGAUGAAAUUAUAACCAAAAUUACACACUCUGAGUCCCGUCCCCCAAAACUCAGUUAUUCUCGCUAUAUAUACGUUUGCCUGUAUUUCUUCCGACAAUGAAUUCAAUAUAGCUAUAACCUUUACCUUUCAGACGACAUGGGUCCUCAGGUUUUGUUUUGUCCAGCAAGUUUCACCAUCAGAGCCACAGCUCAAACAGCCAUCGUAACCUGGGAUGCACCGAUCUUUAAGGACAACAGUCUGGGCAUUAUUGAACCACAGUGCAGCAGACAGAGUGGAGAUUCCUUCUACUGGGGGGACUGGAACAUAUACUGUCGAGCGCAUGACAAUAACCCAAACAAUGAGCCAGCAGUGUGUAAUUUUGUUGUAACUGUCAAACCUCGACCUUGCAGAGCGAGACGCCCACCAAAGCACGGCGCUAUGGCUUGCGAUGAUUGGAUGUUUGGAAGAUUUUGUUCCCCAUUCUGCAAUGACCUGUAUGACUUUGCACAGGCUUUGCCCCUUUUUUCAGUGUGGGCAUGCGGGGCGAGUGGAGUGUGGUUACCACCUGGCAAUUGGCCGGACUGCGCAGGUAUUAAUUAUGAAUUACUCGUUAUUCUGUGCCCAACAAUGUUUUGAAAUACCGUCCCAAAUUUUGGCACCGUGGUCCAAUGCUUCUGGCCUAAAAUUAACUCGACGUUUUAAAGGCAUGGCCAUCCAGUCCAAGAUUUCUAAUUUUCAAUCCAUGAAUUACACCCACCUUUUCAAUUUCCGAGCCAUUUGCUACGGAAUAAGUGACUUUAUAGCGGAGCUCCGGCGGCUCGAAGGGCCACCAAGCGGAG